Linum trigynum is the source of this 564-nucleotide messenger RNA. The record is from the annotation of a GenBank genome assembly. Lineage: Eukaryota; Viridiplantae; Streptophyta; Magnoliopsida; Malpighiales; Linaceae.
AUGACUGCCACAGUCCAAGAAGAGAUGAUUCCCACAACAACUACGCCACCGUUGACGGAUUUGCAGGAUGUUGAUCAUGUCGUUGCGGUCGUGGUCGAUGUCACUAAGGUACGGGAGAAGGGCAUUACUGCUCCUGUUUCGCCAAGCCGCGUAACUAAGCAACCUUGUGAAGAGGAGUCGGCCAUUCCCCUCUAUGCUAUGACAUGUGUUGAACUAGGGAAGCAACAGCCUCCCAUUACCAUCGAGCGUGCAAAGUCCCAUUCCUCUAUCAUCGAUGACACGAUUGGAGGAACCCAUCCUGAUGUUGGUAAGCACUCCAACUCAUCUGCUUGUUAUUUGGCCAAUUGGAAAUUUCGAAAGAUGCCGGGGAAGGAUGGAGACAGCUGUCGCGGCGUUGCGAGAAGCCAAGGUCCGGUUCGCAGUUGUCUUGGGCCGAGUAUGGGAGGACUAAUUGGCGGGCUGUUAUACGGAGUUCAGCUGGUGGGUUUGACAUCGCAUGUGGAGAGGAUGGAGCAAGAGGAUGGAGGUGUUCGUGGCAGUAGUGGACACGACAUCACAAUUUGA